UGGUGCCGGAUCGAAUACUUAUAAUAUUAGCGACCGAUUAAAGUUAAAAUUCGAGGAAAAAAUACUUCUAUUUUCUAGCGCCUCAAUUACAACGUCCAGUUCACGAUCAUCAUUGACAUUAUUUACUCACUUUUUCUCCCGUCACAGAUAAAUGCAACCAAUAUCCGAAUAAAUUUCGAACUACUGAAGAUAACCGUGGCUGCCUUUACCAAACUCCAACUAUGGUAUACUUGCGUACGCGUAACGUAGAGUGCCCCCUCUAUCGAUGAGUACUCUCCACCUAAAACUUCAGAAAACUUUGGAUGAAUCAACUGCAAGCAGUGGUCUUGUACUGAACUGCUGCGGUACUUAUUGAGUGUGCGUGGCGAUGUGAACCAGACUAAUUUAACAAUCUUGAGCGUUUGCGUGAAAAGUGGAAUACUUUGCGUGCUUUUACUGUGGUUUGCAAGGAAGAGGUACAAUUCCUUUGACGAUAAAACUGAUUUUGCAUAGGAUUUGGGCAGUAAAGGAUCAGGACUUGAAACGCUUGGCGGCUGAGUAGUGGUACACGAAACUACAUCAUGUAACGCACGCACAGUUACCCGUGCGCACAGUAUGCAAUGGCAAGACUUAAUAACAGUGCAGACAGGAUGUGUUUCAUAAUGCAGAUGAUAUCAGCUGUUGAGCUCCCAGCAUCUCUCCACUUCAUUAUGUAUCGGCAGAUGUGUGACAUCACACCACGGAAUUGCCCCCAGCUCCCUUGCCUAGUGGUUUGACUUAGCCACACCGACAAGGGAAGUUGUAUACGGCUUGGGGCGUACCGCAAUCAUGAAAAGGCUGUUGGCAGUGGACGGGGGCUGUCAGUACUUGACUGGAGCUUGACCGCAAUCGUGCCAAUUGCAAACCAGUGUUGACUGGUGUUCUUAGAGUAGAUUGGCUGUGUGUUGUUCCACGUCUUGCGAGGAGGAUUUCCUAAACACUGGAGUCUUCCCAGACUGCUUCCCAGUACUGAUGUCAUGCAACAUGCUGCUCGCUGCCAAAAUUUACGGUCAUUAACUGGACAAAAGCAACUUUUGGCACCGACUCAUCUUAGUUGAUUUUUCUUUGGACAGUGGUUUUGUUCCGGUCUUUAGCAUUCUGUUUACACUAUUUUUAAUGGAGUUGAAGUGAAGAAUAUACAGAGUCCACAAUGCCACGAGGAAUCGUUCGUGUCAACAUGCAGUAUCCAUAUCCCCAAGUUGUCCUGGCAUUAUUGCUGACACUGAAGUCCUCGGCGUUGGUUUAUCACGAGCGGACCUACUGCUUGGCCCCCACACAAGACACAUAUAUUCACGGGGACAUGAACAACCCUUCACUCUUCCAGAAAGACUAUCUAGAAGUCGGCCACCGAUACGACGGACGAGACAGCCGAAUCCUACUGAAGUUCGACCCCGAUGAAUUUCUGCGGAGCAGCGCAUGGGGAGCGGAGAGUAGCUUCCCCAACUUAAACCGCUCUGUUAUCAGUAACGUCACUCUCAGAUUAUCAUGCGUGAAUGUGGCGGACUACUCAAUUGCCGAUGUUACAACCAGUGUCUUCAGGGGAGUGCUUAAGAUAUCAAAACUUCUUCUGCCGUGGGACCAGACCUACGUAACUUCAUCCGUCAGAAAUGUGGAAGGUGGUGUGUGGUGGGUCAGCGGGGUUGAUACAACUGGCCGGGAUGCUACCGCUCCCUUCAUUCAGAAAGACGUCACUAUAGACUACAGCAGUUGCCAGAGCGGCGCGACAGUGUCUUUUGACGUCGACCCCAGCAUCUUCAAGUCUUGGCUUGAGGAGCCGCUGCUCAAUUACGGCCUGUUGGUGUGGGCCGAUUUGGCAGCUGGUGUGGAGUCUAUACUGAAGUUGGCCUCUGUUGAGAAUGGCCAUGUGGAGAGACAUCCUGAGCUUGUAGUCUUGCUUCAAGACACCAUUGUUGAUUCAGGAACGUCUUGCCCUAGUGAGCAGUUCCAGUGUCUGGAUGGCAGCUGCAUUGACCAAUCAAAAGUUUGUAACUUUGCUGAAGAUUGUCUACAUGGGAAUGACGAAGUGACGUGUAGUAUCAAGUGUGACUUUGAGACGCCGUGUCCCUGGGGAACCCCAGCAGUCUCCAGCGGGGUACCAGGCUGGGAGGUUCACAGUGGUCCUACAGAGACGUCUGGUACCGGACCCUCAGGUGGUCAGAGCCAUACAGGCAGUGAUGAGUCAAGCAGCUACCUGUAUGUCGACGCAACAGGUAAAGAGAAAGGCGCCCUCUCGCGUCUCGUCAGCCCACUGUACUCGGAGAGCGGUCCACAGUGCAGCUUCCAUUUCUUCUACCACAUGAGCGGCAGAGAUGUUGGGACGCUACGGGUGAUUCUUGCCCUCGGCAACCAGAAUGUUUCCGUUUGGGAGACGAGUGGAAGUCAAGGGAAUUGGUGGCUGGGUGAUGUGUUGUCCCUCGGGAGACUGAAAGAGCCCUUCCGUGUCAUUUUGGAGGCGGAGCAUAGCGGAGGUGGGGAUGAGGGAGACGUGGCCGUAGAUACCUUAGAGAUGAAGGAUUGCUCCCCAGCUCUGCCGAGCCAGCAGUGUAUGUCCGGUUACUUCCGCUGCGACAACUUGGUUUGCGUGCGACCAGAUGACGUGUGCAGUUUGCGGAAGGAUUGCCUAUUGGGUGAAGAUGAAGACGUGAAACACUGUGGGGUCAUUCCCUUUGGGGGUGCAUGUUCCUUUGAGGAUGGCUGGUGUGGCUGGCACAAUGUUAUCCAAGAUGACGAUUUUGACUGGACCAGACACAACGGUAGCACACGUACAUCCAAUACGGGACCGAGCUAUGAUCAUACGUUGGGUAACAGCAAAGGUUUCUACGUUUACACUGAAGCGAGUAGCAUCCGACCAGCCAGCAAGGCAUUUCUCCGGAGUGUCGUGUUCACACCACCGCCUGAAGAGACCUACAACCCAGCCUCACCACACUAUCAAACUUGUAAAGUGCGAUUCUACUAUCACUUGUAUGGCAGCAACAUCGGACAGUUGAAGCUAUACGCCAUCAUGAAUACCAGUGAAACCAGCCGUCAGUUAUUCAGUGAGUCCUAUGAAAACAGCGACUUGUGGCAGGCCUAUGAUACCUACCUACCAGCCAUCACAGAGAGUUAUUAUCUGCAGUUUGAGAGUACUCGUGCCUUUGGGAACUCAGGCGACAUGGCACUAGAUGACAUUUCACUCAGUCGCCAGUGCUUCCAGCUGGAUGACCUGACCUCAGCCACGAUGACCCCUGACCCAACCACAGAGGUCAAGAUGACUGCAACCCGCAGAUCCAAAUCUACAGAGCCGGUGAGUCCUCUACCCACACUGCCAUCAAGUGACCCCAUGGUAUUUCAGUUCAGCACAUGUGGCAGCAAAGGCGAGGCAGGUCCCAACCAGGCACAGUGCAAUGUGGCCUACCGCUACGAGAACGUGUCCGUCACGAUAAUAGAUGGCAUCCAGAAAUGGGUAGUGCCCGUCACAAAAACAUACAGCAUGCAAAUCAAAGGAGCUGGUGGGGGUACCGGUGUGGAGAAUACCAGCCCGUCCCGCGGAGCUGAGAUGGAAGCCAGUUUUAAUCUGACCGCUGGGGAUCAGCUCUUCAUUUUAGUCGGUCAGGCAGGAGAAGACGCUUGCGACAAUGGAGGAGAGACUGAUUUUGGUCAGAGUGGCAUAUGCAAUGGUGAUGUGACAGAUGAGAACAGGCAGCGGUUUGGGGUGGGAGGCAACCUAGCUGGAGGAGGGGGAGGGGGCGGUGGUGGAUCAUUCAUUGCUAAGUUUGAUGAGACUACCAUGGAGUAUGUUCCCCUGUUGAUAGCUGGAGGUGGAGGGGGUCUAGCUUUCAGCCCUAGUCAGACCAUGGUUGGUGUCCAUGGGUCAGUAGACACACCUGGACCUGGGCUGUCUGGUACCCAAGGAGCAACCAAUGACGUCUCUGGGGCAGGGGGAGGUUGGAACAGCACAGGGAGCAACAUGACCCAAGUCAGCGGCAGGGCCUUCCUUCAAGGAGGCCGGGGUGGCAUCGAGUGUUCACUGGCUCAUCUGGAAGCAGACUGGCGAACCCAUGGAGGGUUUGGCGGAGGGGGAGGGGGAUGCACGACGGGCGGUGGGGGAGGCGGCUACACAGGUGGAGAUGCCUCACUGAUCAAGGAUCUGUAUGGAAGUGGUCAGGGAGGAACAUCCUAUGUGCAUCCAUCUGGCUUUAGUAUCAAGAAGGUGGCAGGAGCAAACGUGGGAGCCGGGGAGGUUGUGAUCACAGCACUCCUCACCUGUCCAGCUGGGACGAGGCUUGGUGAAGAAAAGAAAACUUGCAUUAAUAUUCUCCCAGAUGGUCCAUCAGCUGCCAUCAUUGUGGGCAGUAUUGUGCCAGUGGUCAUCAUAAUCCCCUGCAUAAUUGUAGUCUUCAUAAUUGCUUACCAUCGUAAGAAGAGGAAAGAUCGGGAGGCCACAGAGAGGUUACCAACCGAAUCAGCAGACUACCAGCUGAAUCAGCUGAGACACAAUGCAGCAAUGGACUUCAACCCCUGUUACCAGCUGGGGGAUGGGGCAGUCACUGUGAAGGAUCUGAAGGAGGUGCCUAGGGAGAAUUUGAAAUUGAUCAGAGCCUUGGGUCAGGGAGCCUUUGGUGAGGUAUACCAUGGCCAUUUCCAGCCUUCUGAUGAGAAAGAACCAUUUGAUGUAGCAGUUAAGACUUUACCUGAGAGAAGUACCAAGCAAGACGAGUCAGACUUCCUAAUGGAGGCUCUGAUCAUGGGCAACUUUGACCACGCCAACAUUGUCUCUCUGAAGGGAGUUUGCUUCACUCAGGCCCCACGCUUCAUCCUGCUGGAAUUCAUGGCCGGCGGGGAACUCAAGCAGUUUCUGAGGGACUCACGACCCAGAAAGGGCCAGCCGUCACGGCUAGACAUGUCUGACUUGUUGAUGGCCGCCCAUGACGUGACCAAAGGCUGUGAGUACCUGGAGUCUCAACGCUUCAUCCACAGAGACAUCGCUGCCAGGAACGUCUUACUCAGCAGCAAGGAGAAAGGCCGCACGGCUAAGAUUGGGGACUUUGGAAUGGCCAGGGACAUCUACAGAGCUGACUACUACAGGAAGGGAGGUCAGGCUAUGCUGCCUGUCAAGUGGAUGCCACCUGAAGCCUUCCUAGAUGGAAUCUUCACCUCCAAAACAGAUGUCUGGUCGUUUGGAGUGUUACUAUGGGAGAUCAUGUCUCUUGGUUACAUGCCGUAUCCAGGUAUGAGUAAUCAGGAGGUCAUAUACUUCACCACGCAAGGGCAGAGGAUGAACGCUCCCCGCAACUGCCCAAGACCAAUACAAGAUCUGAUGUAUCAGUGUUGGCAUCAGGACCCAGAUGAGAGACCCAACUUCUCCACCAUCCUGCACUUCCUUUCAAAUUGUUUGCAGGAUACAAGCAUCCUGGACGCACCCCUUCCCCAGGAACUGCUUGAUGAUGACAGAGCACCGGCAGUAAUCAGGCCGCGUAACUCCAAGAACUCCCCUGUCCUUCAAGUACAUGGAUCCGGCAGCCAGUCCUUUGGUGCAGCGGCGGCCCAUACCACUGUCAGCCAGGGGGUGGUCGGCGCAGCGGACGAUGAUGAGUAUUUGACGCCUGAUUGGAUCCCGGGAGGACGAAUGAAAGAGCAUCUCAUACUGGAGGAUGGGAACAUCAACAAUUCAGGGGAUGUCUUGGAAGCCUGCGCGAGGGCGCCCGUUGAAGAACUGAACCAUGAAUCAGUCAGCAAACUGAAAAACAGACGCAAGCGUACGGGGAGCGGUCAUAAGGGACCCAGACCAGACUCGGACACUUCGUUUGACCCACCAAUCAAUCAGGAUAAAUGUGCCACCGAAGCCACAGACCUCCUAGACCGAGGGGAGGAUGACAUGGCUGAGACAUCGUUCACAAGAUCUGCAACGCCAAGAAACUCUUCCAAGGUGCCUCCUCUUGAUUUCAGUAAGCUAACCAAACAGUCCUCACACGAUUCCACACCAGAGGGGGCGUUCCACUCAAAAAAUGAUAACACGUCCUGCCGGCAAUUGACAAGAGAAUCAACAUCGAGAAACUCGGGUAGGGCAGCUGCGCAGCUGUCGCUGGAGGACUCUCAACAAGGAGACUUUGAUACCUCUCAGGAUCUUUGCAGAAGCAGCAGGGCUGAACCUCAGGCAACGGAACCUGACAGGGGCUCUGCCACAACAAACAGCCCCAGAACCGCAGACGAGACACAUUCAACCUCUUUCUCCCCGCGAAUCCUCAACCGGUUUCGGAUGCCCGUCUUCUCUCGCCACAGUAGUCUCGAGGUCCCCAACACCUCCGCGUCCUCGUCUCAGAUGAUGCCCAACAACUCUCUGCCGAUGCUGAGCAGGAUGCAGAGUUUACCGGUCAACCCCAACCCGUACACCAUGACGGAUCUCUCCAGCCAGCCUGGGCUAGCCAGAAGCACACCCGACACCAGUAACGUCAUCAUCGGCAGCAACAGCAGCAGCAGCAUCAAUGAUGCCGCCAACAGGAGAGUCUUGUUCAAUUCCACGUCGGGUCACGUUGUGUUUGAAGAUGAGGAGAUUAACGGUGAGGUCGUUUGAAUUGCCAAGAUACAUCAUGUUUUUGGGACGUUUGUCAAUCAACUUUUGAUUGCACGGGUAAAGUCUAGAAUACACAGUCAAGCUUGACAAUAAAAAAAACAACUUUAAAAGUAUUAUUACCUUCAAAGGAUUUUUUUUAGGGGGGGGGGGUGCAUCACACACCUUUGGAUCCCUGUUAUCUUGGCAUUUUGUAAUUGUGGAUUUUGUGGACAAUAUAUGACCAGAACCUCAAGAAUAAAACCAAAACAGUUUGAAUUUAAUAACAGAUGGUCAGCUGUAUCUUUUUUUUUAUGAAAUAUUAAUAAUAUUCAAUAUACAAAAACAGAAAAGUAUAACAAUCUUCAAAGGAUUAUUUUGAGUUCUUUUUGAGCAUCACGCCGUGCCGUGAAUCCUCUUUUACCAGGACACCCGAGUAUAGACCUUAUAUUCGGGUAUUGGCACAAAGUCGUAACAGGAUUUCAGCUCUCUCUUUCACUGGAUUAAUGCCUGCCACCAGCAGGGAACAAUUAGUAUCACUUGACUGAACGACUUGUUUGGCGGGCCUGAAUCAUUCUUCAGUGGCCACACGUGGAUCAAUCAUAAAUUUAAUAUCCAACGUAAUAUUUGUUUUUGUCCAGUAAUGAAACCACGUUUUCUGUUUUUGAUUGUUAAAUUGAUGCACAGACAAUGAAAAUCCAGAAAUUAUCGGAUCGUAAGUGUGGCCCCUGCGGCGCACAAUAUACGUUCACGCAGUGUGAACUGCAGAGUGCGAGUGUACGAAUGCCUAUGGCCUCCUGUGGCGUAACUAAUUGCCUUAAGAGAUUUACCAGAUAAAGUCACACUGGGCUCAGUCAAAGAUAAGCAGUGAAAUCCUGGUAUUAAAAAGGGCCCAGGCUUUUAAAUGGGAAAAUCACCUCAUGACAUUUGGAUGGCCUUCACAUGUAUCUACGCAUUUUCUAGUCGUCAAUGUUGUGGAUGAUAUAAUACCAGAACCUUAAGAAUAAUAUUUAAAUUGUGAAUUUGAUGACAAAUGGCAGCUGUAUCGUUUCUAUGACAUAUAUAUACAGUAUCAAAGUUUUAACAGCAUUAUAUUUAUCCAUUAACCAUGACAGAUUUCAUCUGUAAAAUUUCAACUAGUUUACCAUAGAUAUAGUUGGUAUUUGAAUGUGACUAUUUUUGAAAAAGUGGAAAUUGUUCAGGGAUCAAUUAUAAAAGUAUAACGAUUGGGUCAAGGGAUAAAGCAAUGCAUGAGCCGGUUGUUAAAAGUUGAGAUUUCAGUAAAUUGAGCUCUUAGACUACAGAAUUUAUUGUAUAAAUCGUUUAUCCGAAAACGGCGAACACCUGACAUCAAACCAUAUAUUAUUGGCAUCUUCAGUAGGCACUGAUAUAUCCAGCUUGCCAUGCUGAAGGAGUUAAUGCAAUGUUAAGCAUUCCACCGUUGUUAAAGUGCGAGUGAAAAUUUCCUCCAAACAACUUUAUGAGAUUAGCAGAUUAAGAAUUUGUCUUGAUAUCGUGAUUAUUGUUCAACAAAAACACACAGGAAAGUAGGACAUAAAGAAAUGCAGAAGUGAGGCAGCAGAAACCAAGCUUAGGAAAGAAUGCGAAAUUAUACAAGCGGUGUUAAACUCGAGGUUCAAACCUACCUCAUUAAUUACGAGGUACAUGUCAUUUAGAAGAAAAUCCAGAAAUGUAGGUAAAUUCUAACAAUCAGUGAAUUGACUGACGUUUAGAAAUACAGCGUGUUAUGGACGAAAUUGUGUUUUGUGGUCAAAAGGCUGUGCACAGUUUACACUGUUUUUCCGAAAAGUGUCAUACCAACUGAGCUGAAACUUCAACAGGUUAGGCUUUGAACAUUCUUUGGAGUUUGAGUGGUGCUACAUUGGAAAGAAACAAAAUACAUGAAGAGAAAAUGGUCCUAUAUGCCUUUCAUUCAUAUCUAUUAUAUUAAACAUGAUAUUUCACAUCACAAAUUCACACAGUUGACUAAUAAUUUUCAUCACUUUACAGAUACCUAUGAUAUCUUUAAAUAACAGUUCAUGCCUUCAGAUCCUACACCAGGGUAGUCCAGUGCGUGAGAUAUGGAGGCUCAAGUGUGUGUGUAAAGGAAUGAGGAACUGAAGGAGUUCCACACAGGUGGUGUAGAAUUUACACGUUCUUUGAAGUGCCUAUGUUGUGUCUUUCUUUAAAUGAAAAUAACUUUUUGCAUGUAGAAUUAAUUAGUUUCCAGAAUAUGUUUUUGAUUGAGCCCGUGGAUACUUGUUAAGAAACAAGUUGUUCUUAAUUUUGAUCAAAAUGCUGCUUCAAACCUGUCUUUUCGUUGUUGGUAUUUAUUUUAUUUAGUUGUUAAUGUUUGAGUUUUGAUAUUCAAUUUUUUUUUUAAAUUGUGAUGUUAUUUUUUUAUGCAAACCUUGUAACGUAGAACAUCAUUUCCCAGCAAAAUAUGUGCUUGGAAGAACACUCCAGUAAUUUCUGUUCAGACAUUGAACCGUAUGCUCAACAUUCCCGUGAUAACUUUCAACUCUUAAAAUGAUGCAAGUUGUAUAAAAUAUAAUAAAAUAACUUUUAUAUUCAAUAAGAAUGAAUUGUGCAAAUAGUGUACAUAAUCAUAAUUUUAAAAAUAUGCAAUGACCAGAUUUUAUAUAUUUUUUUUUAUAGUGUUAUAAAAUAUGGCAAGUUAUCAUGCAAACUAACUGAGGAUUGGGUUUAAGUGGGCACUUUUGUGUGAAUGUAGUAGGCCUAUAGAAUCACUGAAAUGGUAUUUAAGAGUUUGAUUUUGCUGCACGGUGCACCUGAUUGUCAACAAGGAAGCAUUAUUUUAAUUGUAAUUCUAUUGGUAUAUUUAUGCUGAAAAUAUAUUCUGUAUAUUGGCUGUUGCAUUUUUGCUUUUUUAAGUAUAAGAUGUGAAUAUAAGUUUGUAUGUACACAAAUUUGACAUUUUAUUUUCUAUGGACUUCAAAUGUAGUAAUAAAUCAAUAUGCCCGAAGUUAAAUGCUUUAACAGUAUUAUGACUUUAUCAUUCUGCAAAUUCUGUUUUUUAGUUUCAAACAUUUAAGACAUUAAAAACGAUAUAUCCGUUUCUAAAACCUGUUUCAAUUUG
Patiria miniata (bat star) is the source of this 9644-nucleotide messenger RNA. Its product is annotated as ALK tyrosine kinase receptor-like. The coding region runs from base 1169 to 6568 and encodes 1799 amino acids. Gene Ontology annotation, cellular component: membrane; signaling receptor complex. The record is from RefSeq and is a predicted model, not a curated record. NCBI's taxonomy places the organism in Eukaryota, Metazoa, Echinodermata, Asteroidea, Valvatida, Asterinidae. Gene Ontology annotation, molecular function: protein binding; transmembrane receptor protein tyrosine kinase activity; ATP binding. The transcript is spliced from 27 exons. Gene Ontology annotation, biological process: protein phosphorylation; multicellular organism development; positive regulation of kinase activity.